Molecule: messenger RNA, 1182 nt
Organism: Fomitopsis serialis
Lineage: Eukaryota; Fungi; Basidiomycota; Agaricomycetes; Polyporales; Fomitopsidaceae
Exons: 3
Coding region: 1-1182 (393 amino acids)
Source: RefSeq, a predicted model, not a curated record
AUGACAAGCGGGGAUCAGUGCAACGGCUUUUCCUCCAGGGUCAACUCGGGCAAGACGCCGCCCCCGGCGCCCUCAGUGUUCGCCAAAAGAGCGAGGGAGCUCGAGGCGAAACAGGGGAUAGGCGACAACGGUGACUUGCCGCCGGCCAACUACCCCGCGGGCUUCGGAAGGGCGAAGGCGGGGACCUUGCCCUCCAACGUCCAGCUCGCGGCUCAGCGCUUCGCCGCGGCAUCGAGCACGCUUCGCAGCUCGGCAGCAGCGGCUGCUGCCACUGUGUCGACGGACUCGUUUCAGGAGCAGCUCCAGCGGCAGAGCUUCGCACCGCCCGCGUCGACGGCCCCCGUGCGACCUGGUUUACGCCACUCGGCCUCGGUCGCUUCUUCAGCUGCUUCCUCUGCAUUGACUGAGCGGAACAGCCGCCUCCGCUCUGGCUCGCUCACCCUCCCCUCGGGCGGCCUCUCCAACGCGUUCGGCUCGUCCCUCUUUUCGUCGACCUGGAUGCCCAGCCGCAACGGUGGUAUGCCCGUGCUGGACGAUCUGCGCUCAGUGACGUCCAUGGACUCCGGCGCAGACGAUUUCGAUGUCCACACGCUGGACUACCUGGGUCUUGACGAGACCCUCCGCCACCCGCCCGCUGCUACCAUCUCGGAGCUGCGCAACCAGGCCCAAGCCGCGAUCGCAGGCAAUCUUGCUGCGAACCCGUCUAGGCUUCGUGCUACUACGGUGUCCAACCCGUACCGGCCUUCUGCAGGCGCCUCUCUGCUCGCCACUCCCAGUGCAGAAGAAGAGGAGGAGCUUUACGACGAGCGCAUGUACGGCAGGCAGAGUCUCAACGCUUACCAGGACACGGAGAGCGACUAUCUCUCCGCUGCGUACAUGGCGAAGGGCUUCAAGCAGAGCGACCACCUCUCCGUCGGUCUUGGCUCACGUCCCCGUGCUAUAUCGGUUGGGAACCUCGACGACACGACACGAGCGCUGCAGGCCCGUCGUCAGGCUGCGGCUGAAGCACAGGCGUACAACGAUCUGUCCAUUCAGACGAGCCUAGGCGGUAUCCCUCGUGCUGACAAGGCUAAUGCUCGGGUGGUGGUUCUCCUUCGGUCCAUUUCUUCAAUGGCGAACUCUCGUCUUUGUCAUUUAAACAGGAUUGACUUUAAUUCAAUAGUGUAUUUUAGUUCACCUUAA